Messenger RNA from Liolophura sinensis, 1810 nucleotides. RefSeq lists its product as uncharacterized. The record is from RefSeq and is a predicted model, not a curated record. The coding region runs from base 14 to 1576 and encodes 520 amino acids. Gene Ontology annotation, molecular function: calcium ion binding; alpha-amylase activity. The transcript has 13 exons. Gene Ontology annotation, biological process: carbohydrate catabolic process. Lineage: Eukaryota; Metazoa; Mollusca; Polyplacophora; Chitonida; Chitonidae.
CUUGCACAUCAGAAUGGCAAAUCGAAAUCUGCACAUUUCACUAGUGACAGCAAUAGGCCUGAGCUUAACUACCCUUGCCUAUUGUAAAAGCAAGACCGAGUGGGAAUCCAGGGUUAUCUAUCAGGUACUCACAGACAGAUUUUCAUCAACAGAUGGCCCUGCAAACUGCACAAAUCUGGAACACUAUUGUGGCGGGACGUUUAGAGGACUGAUCAACAAAUUGGACUAUAUUCAAGAUUUGGGAGCCAACGCAAUAUGGAUAUCUCCAGUGGUGGAAAACACAGAAAACGGUUACCAUGGAUACUGGGCUAAAGACAUAUACAACAUUAACCCUCACUUCGGAAGCUCUGAUGACUUGAUGGCUUUAGUGGAUGCCUGUCAUAAGAGAGACAUUUGGGUCAUGGUGGAUGUCGUUGCGAACCACAUGGGUUAUCCACCUGGAUGUCCUUCAUGUCCGAUGACACAACGCCUCAAUUUCACUGGCUUUGUGCCCUUCAACAUGGCAGCCUAUUACCAUAACUACUGUGAGAUAAAGGACUGGUCAAACCAAACUCAGGUGGAACUAUGUCGCCUGGCGGAGCUACCUGACCUGAAUCAGACCGAUAACCUCGUGCGCCAGUUACAAGUGGUUUGGGUUCUCAACCUCACGCGGUUUUAUCACUUCGACGGUAUUCGAAUCGACACAGUACCCGAGGUACAUAAGGAUUUUUGGAAGGAAUUCUCUCAAGCCGCGGCUGUUUUCAGCAUUGGAGAGGUAGACAAUGGCGACAUUUCUUACAACGCUAGAUACCAGGGGCCCAUGGACUCAGUUCUAAAUUAUCCCAUGUACUUCACUUUGCGUCAUGUCUAUCAGGAGAAGCAGUCUCCGUGGUUGAUUAAUCAGGCACUUAGGAAUGAGGCGGCCAUAUUUAAAGACACCAAAGUUCUAGGUGGUUUCCUUGACAACCAUGAUAACCCGAGAUUCCUCUGUAUCAAUGAUGACUGGACUUCGCUAAAAAAUGGUCUAACCUACUCUCUGAUGGCAAAGUGGAUCCCUAUUAUUUACUACGGUACGGAGCAAGGAUUCAGAGGCUGUAACGACCCAAACAACAGAGAAGCCCUGUGGCCACAUUACGACAAGCAGCAUGACAUGUAUCAGUUUAUAUCCACGGUUCUCCGUUAUCGUUCCUCGGUGGUACAGGAUUUGAUGGCCUCUGCUCAGACAGAAAGAUGGGUAGACGACAAGAUAUACGCCUUUACUCGAGGAACGGGAGAAAAAAUUUUGGUUGUGACGACUAACCAAGGUUCUGGUUCAACAGUGGAGGUCACCAUCCCGAACCUUCCCUAUCCCGACCAUACCGUUUUGCAGAAUGUUUUGGAUGAGAGUGAAAAGGUGGAAUCCAAUUUCGGACGAGUGACUCUGACCAUCCAAAAUGGACAGCCGAAAAUUUACCACGUUCUGUCGGGGCAAUUUACAUGGAAUUUAGAUGCUGGUUAUUCGACAGGUGUGGACUACAAGGUGGCUGUUAUUGUUGGGAUCUCGGUCGUCGCUGUUCUGGCUUUGGUUGUAUACGGUGCGAGUCACCUACAUACAUAAAACAAUAACUACCUUCACUGUAUGUUGAAAUAGUUGCCAUUUACGAUGACGUUGGCGGCGAAGCUGAUAAGGUGGUAAUGGUAACCAUAGUAACAGGGGAGACUAUCAGGCGGUACAUAUAUACCUUCGCCUUGACAACCGUGCAUCGAAUUACCCCCCUUUGUCCGUAGUACGCCGUGUUAAGAACUGCAUACCUAAACAGCCUUUUCAAUCCGGAACAAUAGCCAUGAAUAA